UGGAGCAGAUGGAAGCACUGUGUGGUUGAUUGUUUAAUAACUUUGUUAUAAAGAACUCUUUAAGAUUCGAACACAAUGAUAAAGAUUACUUUUUUAUGCACGUUAAAAAAAAAUCUUUCAAAGAUCUACUGGAAUUCAGUAAUCAAAAAGAACGCGAGGGACAGAUUUUAACAUUCAAGAAAUUAUGGAACCUACGGAUUCUUCUCCGCUUUGUUGUUGUGAAUAUUACAACUUACAUGGACAACGAACACAUUUAAUCGCGUUAUGUUGUGACUGUGAGGACUUAGACAACGCUGUCGAUCAGUGUUUGAAAGGCCAAGGAAUCUCAACAGAGAAAUUUGGAAUCAUUUGUAAAGUAGUCACCGACAGAAUUCGAUUACCUUGGUUUAGAGGCGCGGUGAAGUUUGACACGGAGGCAAUCGUUCCGAUAAUUAUUUUAACUUCUUCGUUGUAUUUUGCCUCGUCAGGAUUUGUUUUUACGGUUCUGGCAUUUGUCUACCUACCUCUAUUCGUGCUAGUAUUCUACACUUGCACUCUACGGAACAAAAGAAAGACAUGGUUUUUUGUUAGUUGGGCUUGUACUUCGAUGGCUGGUAUCUAUGCUUUAUUUAUGAUAUACAUAGCUGAUAAGUGUUCUUCUAUAAACAACAUUGCCCUUUCCUUGGCGUUUAUUCUAAUACUAAUGCUUUAUUAUCGAGUCGUAACUUCAAAAGAUAAGAUUUCACUUUUUACUCAACUUCAUGACCAACCAUUGAAAAUUGGCGUCGUACCGGAGAUGAAGAAUCCAAGGUCGAAAGGAACAGAUAUUGAUUAUGAACAGUUGUCAUGUUGUUUUUGUACAUACGGACCUUUUUCUAGAAGCAAACAUUGCAGAAUAUGUGGAUACUGUGUGCCAAGGUCGGAUCAUCACUGUGUUUGGACUAACUGCUGUAUUGGCCAUCACAACCAGCUAUUAUUCUUGGUGACUAUUAUUGCCUUUGUGAUAUCAGGAAGCUGGGGAGUUUAUCUUUCCUUGAAUACUAUCUGUAACCCGGUACCCUAUUCAAAGCUUAUUCUUGAUUGUUCAGCAGUUUACAACAAUUCUGGAAAUGCCAUUAUGUUUGUGAGCUCAUUCUACAGCAUCAUCUUCAUAUUUUCAAUGUUGGCUUUGUUUUUGCAACAAGUGUUCUUCAUUAGCUUUAAUAUUACUGGAGAUGAAUGGAGAAGAGGUUCAAGACACAAAUCAUUAUGGCAAAUUCUCUCGACAAACCCUCACAAUAGAGGAUUUUUACUCAACUGGAUGGAUUUUUUAUUUCCCAGAUUACUACUACAAACCUCCUAUGAACUUGUUUAACAAAUAUUGGAGAUACUGCAAAUUGUAUUUGAAUUCAGUUUUCAAUAAAAAGUCCCCUUCACAGUUCCUUCUGCCAUCAUGAAAGGAAGGCAUGCCUUUGCAGUGAAGCAAGAUGAAUGGUGAGCUUGCAAUGAUAGAGACGUGCAUGAUUGUCCAACGUGUUUAAAAAUGGUCUCUAUCAUUGCAAUUUCACUGUUCCUCUUGCUUCAAUGCAAAGGCAUGGCUGCCAUUCAAGAUGGUGCAGGGAACUGUGAAAGGGACUAUUGAGAGCAUUCUCAUUCUUCUUAGUUUUAUUUAUCUUUUCAUUUGUAUAGCAGGCAUUUGUGACAUCAUCUCAUAUAGCUAGUAUUUAUGAUUUACCUUCCUUUCUUAACUGUUGCUAUAUCUUUCAAGGUGGUGUCCAUGUCUCUUUUUAUUUUUAUAUUUUUCUUUUAGAUGAAAACCUGUCUAAUUAUCAACUAUAUUAUUUGUAUUUGCCUUGAUUGGUUUGAAGUAUUUGAUCCAAAGUAUUAUUUGUAGUGAUAUAGUAACUGCAAGAGAAUAUGACCUAAGAGAAGGAAUCCCCGUGCCCCAUCAUGUGCACACUUUGAUGCUAUUUUUAGAAUCUAUUCUAAAAAUAUCAUCCAAUGAUAUCAUUUUUUUGAUCGUUUGAUUUUCUGCAC
Messenger RNA from Actinia tenebrosa (Australian red waratah sea anemone), 1995 nucleotides. RefSeq names its product palmitoyltransferase ZDHHC23. The record is from RefSeq and is a predicted model, not a curated record. Gene Ontology annotation, molecular function: protein-cysteine S-palmitoyltransferase activity. Gene Ontology annotation, cellular component: endoplasmic reticulum; Golgi apparatus. Gene Ontology annotation, biological process: protein targeting to membrane; peptidyl-L-cysteine S-palmitoylation. Lineage: Eukaryota; Metazoa; Cnidaria; Anthozoa; Actiniaria; Actiniidae.